UUAUUACAUCAGCUGUGUUGUCACUGGGACAACUGGAUAGGUCAGAACACGGGACGUACAGAUGUACGGCUAGGAAUGGUGUCAGAGAGUUGACUACAGCUACAAGUGUAACUAUAUCAUAUGGUCCUUUAACUGUGAUGUUGACCCCGUCGACUACAUCCUACACCUUAACAGAAGGACAGACUCUCCCUACCGUCACGUGCUCGUCUGACUGUAACCCAGUAUGUGCCUACAGCUGGACAAAGGAUGGACAGUCCCACACAACAGGGUCAGAUCUCCAGCUCACUAACAUACAACGUGGUCAGACGGGCGUAUACAGGUGUACGGCCAGUAACGGAUACGGUAGUCGGACAUCUAGUGACGUCAGUGUUACUGUAAACUACGGUCCUGGGGCGUCUAUUUCAAUUUCUCCAGCGGACACAACCUACACCAGGACUGAGGGGGACACGUUAACGGACAUCACCUGUACAGCUGACUGUAGACCUGGCUGUACCUUUGUCUGGAUAAAACCUGACAACACCAAUUUUACUGCCUCAGCUGUGUUGUCACUGGGUCAACUCGUCAGAUCAGAACACGGGACGUACAGAUGUACUGCUGGGAAUGUUGCCGGAGAGUCAACUACAACUACCAGUGUUAUCGUUACAGUACAGUACGGUCCUGGUACCUCUAUCACCUUGUCUCCACCUGACACUACCUACACCAGGACUGAGGAGGACACGUUACCGGACAUCACCUGUACAGCUGACUGUAGACCUGACUGUACCUUUGUCUGGACAAAACCUGACAACACCAACUUUACUGCCUCAGCUGUGUUGUCACUGGGACAACUGGACAGAUUAGAACACGGGACGUACAAGUGUACUGCUAGGAAUGUUGUUGGAAUGUCAAAUAAAACAGCAACUGUUACCAUACAGUAUGGGCCAGGAGACAGCAUCACGUUCGAACCAACGCAAGAUAAAAUAGAGAGAGUUGAAAACCAGACUGUCCCAAACAUAAGUUGUUCUGCUGAUUGUAGACCCCCAUGUACGUAUAGCUGGUCCAAAUCAAAUAGUAUUCGUCCAAAUCCGCUGUCUCUGUCAAGGGUUACGAGGAACAACGCUGGGACAUACAAGUGUACAGCUAACAACGCCAUCAGCAGAGGAACGAAAAGCUGGAUUCUAAUCGUCAAAUUUCCUCCUGAAAUAGACAGUCUUGCUUACAACCAAGGAGACGUUGAUAUGACGGAACACGGAUCAAAGACUCUCAUUUGUAAGGUGGAGAGUGUCCCAUCGUCUACAAUAACAUGGUACUACAAAAACAAUGACACAAAACUGUUUAUCGCCACAGAUGUACUGGAGAGUAGCUACACCCUGACUACUGCUGGCUGUCUGGACACAGGACUAUACACCUGUUCUGCCAGGAACAGUGUCUCUAACACAGCAGUGACCAAGGACAUAAGGAUCAACGUUUUGUGUUCGCCGCGCCUUGAUCCAAGAGUGUUCACAGACCGAAAGAUGGGGUUGGCCACCCAUGAUAAUCUAACUAUGAAUGCCAUGUUUCUGUCAAACCCAGAACCGUCAUCGUUCACAUGGACUUUCCAGAACUCUUCACAUAAUUCUUUUACUGAGCUAAACGAUGGGACAGACAACUUUGGUAUACAUAAUGCACCUUUUACAUCGAACCUGUCAGCUUUGUCAGUGGGAACACGUACGAACAUACAGGAGGCCUGGUUUGGAUUAUAUAAUGUUACAGCAAUAAACAGUGAGGGCAACGGGACAGUCACUUUCAUAGUUGCAGCUACAGGUAAAUCAAUCAUUUAG
This is a messenger RNA of Mizuhopecten yessoensis (Yesso scallop), 1799 nucleotides long. RefSeq names its product carcinoembryonic antigen-related cell adhesion molecule 5-like. Gene Ontology annotation, cellular component: cell-cell junction. The record is from RefSeq and is a predicted model, not a curated record. Gene Ontology annotation, molecular function: cell adhesion molecule binding. Gene Ontology annotation, biological process: cell-cell adhesion. NCBI's taxonomy places the organism in Eukaryota, Metazoa, Mollusca, Bivalvia, Pectinida, Pectinidae. Bases 138 to 1799 code for a protein of 553 amino acids. The transcript is spliced from 7 exons.